GGCGGCGGCGAGGUUAUAAAAGGGAAGAAGCCGGCGGCGGGCGGAAGUGGGCGGUUCGGCGGCUCUGGGCGCUGUUGUUUGGUCUUUGGGCCUCCGGAGGGGCGUUAGAUAACGGCCGCCAGUGCAGGCCGCAGUGACAGGGCCGCUCGCCCCGCGCGUCGUGCCUGUCUCCCGGUGCAGCUGUGUUCGCAGCCUCCGCGGCCUGCAGGCCCAACAUGGCGCAGGAGGUGUCGGAGUACCUGAGCCAGAACCCGCGGGUGGCCGCCUGGGUGGAGGCGCUGCGCUGCGACGGCGAGACUGACAAACACUGGCGCCACCGCCGGGAUUUUUUGCUUCGCAACGCUGGGGACCUGGCCCCCGCUGGCGGCGCUGCCUCCGCUAGCACGGAUGAAGCUGCCGACGCCGAGAGCGGGACCCGAAACCGGCAGCUGCAGCAGCUCAUCUCCUUUUCCAUGGCCUGGGCGAACCACGUCUUUCUCGGGUGCAGAUACCCUCAAAAAGUAAUGGAUAAAAUACUUAGUAUGGCUGAAGGCAUCAAAGUGACAGAUGCUCCAACCUAUACAACAAGAGAUGAACUGGUUGCCAAGGUGAAGAAAAGAGGGAUAUCGAGUAGCAAUGAAGGGGUAGAAGAGCCAUCCAAAAAACGAGUUAUAGAAGGAAAAAACAGUUCUGCAGUUGAGCAAGAUCACGCAAAAACUUCUGCCAAGACAGAACGUGCAUCAGCUCAGCAGGAAAACAGUUCAACGUGUACAGCGUUGGCCAUCAAAUCAGAGAGUGGGAACUCAGCUCGGAGCUCUGGCAUCUCCAGUCAGAAUAGCUCUACAAGUGAUGGAGAUCGAUCUGUUUCCAGCCAAAGCAUCAGCAGCGUUUCCUCUCAGGUAACAACGGCAGGAUCUGGGAAAGCUUCUGAAGCAGAAGCUCCAGAUAAACAAGGUUCUGCAUCAUUUGUUUCCUUGCUGAAAUCCAGUGUGAAUAGUCACAUGACCCAGUCCACUGAUUCUAGACAACAAAGUGGAUCACCUAAAAAGAGUGCUUUGGAAGGCUCUUCGGUCUCAGCUUCUCAAAGCAGCUCAGAGAUCGCGGUGCCCUUGUUGGGCUCCUCAGGAAGCUCAGAGGUAGAAUUGCCACUAUUGUCUUCCAAACCUAGUUCAGAGACAGUGUCAAGUGGGUUAACUUCCAAAACUAGUUCAGAGGCAAGUGUUUCAUCAUCAGUUGCUAAAAACAGUUCCUCAUCAGGCACAUCCUUACUGACUCCCAAGAGCAGCUCUUCAACAAAUACAUCGCUGCUAACUUCCAAAAGCACUUCCCAGGUAGCUUCAUCACUACUAGCUUCCAAGAGCAGCUCCCAGACCAGUGCAUCUCUGGUUUCCAAAAGCACUUCCUUAGCAAGUGUGUCCCAGUUGGCUUCUAAGAGUAGUUCUCAGACUAGCACCUCACAGUUGCCUUCUAAAAGUACUUCACAGUCAAGUGAGAGUUCUGUCAAAUUCUCUUGCAAGUUAACCAAUGAAGAUGUGAAACAGAAGCAACCUUUUUUCAAUAGACUAUAUAAAACGGUGGCUUGGAAGUUGGUAGCUGUUGGUGGCUUUAGUCCCAAUGUGAAUCAUGGAGAGCUCCUAAAUGCAGCUAUUGAGGCUCUGAAAGCAACACUGGAUGUAUUUUUUGUCCCACUAAAAGAAUUGGCAGAUCUGCCUCAAAAUAAGAGCUCUCAAGAAAGUAUUGUUUGUGAAUUGAGGUGCAAGUCUGUGUAUUUGGGCACUGGCUGUGGAAAAAGCAAAGAAAAUGCAAAAGCAGUUGCAUCAAGAGAAGCAUUGAAGUUAUUUCUCAAGAAAAAGGUGGUGGUAAAAAUAUGUAAAAGGAAAUACAGAGGCAGUGAAAUAGAAGAUCUAGUACUCCUUGAUGAAGAAUCGAGGCCUGUAAACUUACCUCCAGCACUAAAACAUCCUCAAGAAUUACUAUAAUGUGUCCAAAAUAUCACUGCAUACAGUAUCUGGCAUUUGAAGAGAAAAACUGACUUUCGUACAGUAUAAAACACAGGCUUUCACAAAUUUUGUAUUGCUUUUUUUCCAGUUUUGCAGAAAAUUUACAUUCUAGUUCUCUUCACACAGUAGCAGUUGUAAAUAAUUUAUGAAUGACAGUACACAUUAAAAGGUAUGCAUUAGCAGCAUAUUACUAUGCUGUUUUAUUUGCUGAAGAAAAUACUGUCUUCUAUUUUUAAUGAUACAUUAGGUACGAUGUGUAGUUCGGUAGAGUCCUAAAAUUUUUGUACUACUUUCAAUUUGGUGAAAAUGUAUUAAGUUGUCUACCAUGUUUUCUUUUCUAGCUGAAUAAACCACAACAAAGAAAAGGGACCACAGUAUUUGAAUGUUUGAAAGUCUGUAAAGCUUAAGGUUUUAAAAAUGUUGCCCGUAAUGUUGAACAUGUCUGUUAAAAAAUAAAAGGAAAAAUAGUUGCUUCAGACUAUUUUUAUGAGAAGUUGUAAGCAUUUUUUAGAUAUAAAGCAGUAUAAAGUACUUAUUGUUAUUUUAUUCUGAAGUUGUUUAAAAUUCAUCAUGACUUUGACCGCUGCAGAUUCUUUAAGCGGGUUAAUUUAUGUUUUGAGGUGGAAUACAAUUUACACUUUUUCUUAAAGACAUGAAUGUGGGUUUCUAUAUUAAGCAUAUUUUGUGACUUCUAUUAACAGAUUGAUUUGUUUAGAUAUUAAAUGCUUUAAGCUAUUUUACCUUUUCAA
Messenger RNA from Nomascus leucogenys (northern white-cheeked gibbon), 2728 nucleotides. RefSeq names its product CDKN2A interacting protein (gene CDKN2AIP). Lineage: Eukaryota; Metazoa; Chordata; Mammalia; Primates; Hylobatidae. The record is from RefSeq and is a predicted model, not a curated record. Gene Ontology annotation, cellular component: nucleoplasm; nucleolus.